Molecule: messenger RNA, 5019 nt
Organism: Ectocarpus siliculosus
Lineage: Eukaryota; Phaeophyceae; Ectocarpales; Ectocarpaceae
Source: the annotation of a GenBank genome assembly
AUGGUCCGCAUCCGCGGGUGCCUCGCCUGGUUCAAACACAACAGCGACAAAACUGAGAACACCACGCACAGCGCGCACGGACACCUCCUGCCGUCCAAGCAGAAGCCGAGAGUGACGGUCGGAGGGCCGGUGUUCGGUGCUCCGGACAUCCUGCUGACGGGGGUCAAGGGGGAGCCGGACGCGGCGAUGAGGACCCUCAGGCAGAGGGGCUUCGUCAUCCACCUGUCCAUGCUGCACGAGGAACAAGUGCCGCCGGCGAUGACGAUGGUGCUGGCCAUGGGCCCCAAGCUGCUGGUCAAGUCUGCCGUCGAGAGGAACCUGGCGACCAAGGCCAGGCAGGAGUACACGUCCGGCGAGGUGGCCCAGCUCUGCGCCGACGCCGUGCACGUCAUCAAGCGCUCCGGCCUGGAGUACGAAGAGGCGAACCUUCUGCACGACAAGGAUGCGCUAGAGGGCGUCGCGAAGGCCGAUAACAAGGACGUCCCUGACGCCGUCAACUCGUACUUCGGCCCUUACAUCGGGAUCUAUUUCGCGUGGCUGCGGUUCUACACCAAGGCCCUGCUGAUCCCCACCGUGGGAGGCGUGUUCCUGUUCGUGGACCAGAUGCGGACCGGCUCGCCGGACAGCCCGCUCCUGCCGAUCUUCUGCAUCCUCAUCAUGGUGUGGGUGGCCCUGUUCCUCGACGUCUGGAGGCGGCGCAACAAUGAGAUUGCCUUCCGGUGGGGGGUGGACGGGGUGGAGGACGAGGAGCUCAUGCGGGUCCAGGCCGCUAAGAAGGGGAACUUCAAGCCCAGCCCGGCCGGCAAGCUUUGCGUCACCGUGCCCAUCAUUCUGGCUGUCAUGUACGCCGUCAUCCGCGCCAUGCUCUACUGCAUCUGGCUGAGCGACCACGCCGUCGAGGUGUACGGGGAAGAGUCGUACCUUCAGUACUACCCCCUGGUUCUGUACAGCAUCGUGCCCGUGGUGGCGUCGACCCUCUACACCUUCCUCGCCAAGGCGCUCAACAACUUCGAGGAGCACCCUACGCUCGUCAGGAAGAAGAACGCCUUCGUCAUCAAGAUGUUCGUCUUCCAGUUCGUCAACUCGUACUGCAGUCUCCUGUACGUUGGCUUCUGGCUCAGGGACCUCAAGCGGUUGCGGCAGCUGCUCAUGACCAUGAUGAUGGUCAAGCAGUUCAUCGGCCAGCUCGUGGAGAAGUACCAGCCGGUCGUCGCGCUCUGGAUGAAGAACCGCAACCUUAAGAAGAACCCUCCUAAGGAUCCCGUGAUGCUGGUGAAACACACCGGAACAAUCAGUCCGGAGGAACUGUUCGAGGAGACGAAGACGGAGAUGGCUGAUGUGGAGGAAGACUACCUGGAAAUGGUGCUGCAGUUCGGGUACGUAUCCAUGUUCGCUGUGGUCUUCCCGCUGGCCCCCUUGUUCGCCUACAUCAACAACAUCUGGGAGUUCAAGCUCGAUCUCAGCCAGCUCGUGAAGACGAGACGUCCCAAGACGCACGCCGAGUCCUCCAUCGGGGCCUGGCAGCUGUGCCUGGAGAUGAUCGGAGUCGUGGCGUGCCUGACGAACCUGCUGCUGGCGGUGCUGGUGUCGAAGAACGUGGACAUGUACGUCCCCUCGUCCAUGGCUGAGCAGCUUGGCAGCUUCGAAGCAAAGGUCGUUCUGGUGGUGGUGGGAGAGCACGUGCUGUUCCUGCUCAAGGCGGUAUCCUCGGGUCUGAUAGACAAGGUGCCCCGGGUGGUCCGGGAGGCGCAGCUGGUGAUGGCCGUCCAGCAGAGGGAGGAGCGCAAGGAGUUCCGCCGGCGCGCUAGCGGGCUUCCGGAGUCCGAGCGAUCGGCGCCUGGCUUUCCGCUGGCGCCAUCCACCCCGGCCGACAGGCUCAAGGAGCUCAACGCGACGCACGACGUGUGGAAGUUCGGGCCGAAGUGGUACAUGCCGCUCGCUUUCCUGCCGUUCAUCGCCGCCUGGUUCAAGUGGAGCGCCCUCUGGGUGCUACCCAUCGCGUUCGUGUUCGUGAGCUACCUGCAGCACCAGAAGGACCUGUCGGACAAGGCCUUGGCCCUUGGCGUGGUGAAGGACCCCAAGGUAUUGGAGAUGGUGACCGGGUUCUUGCCUCCUUGGUACACCGAUUCGGAGGUGGAGCGGGUGGACUGGCUGAACAAGAUGCUCGACAAGAUGUGGGUGUCGGCGUCUGCGGCCACCCAGGACUUGUUCGCGACGACGAUCCAGCCUAUCCUGGACAGCUACCGCCCGCCGGGGAUCAGCGCCCUCGGCUUCAAGAAGGUCUCGCUCGGCACCAUCCCGCCCAAGGUCGUCGGCAUCCGCGCUUUGGAGAUGAAGGAAGACAAGGCCGUGAUCGACAUCGACCUCCGUUGGGCCGGGAACGCGGAGUUCAUGCUGGAGGCCGGCGUCAAGCCCGUCCCGCUCCUCAUCACCCUCAACAAGAUUUGCUUCUCCGGGAGGAUGAGGGUGGAGCUCGCUCCUCUCGUGCCGGUCUUCCCCUGCUUCGGGGCAGUCGUGCUGACGUUCAUGGAGAAGCCAUUCAUCGACUUCAAGUUCAAGCUCGGCAAGCUUAACGUCAUGAGCAUUGGUCCGGGCGACAUGAACGUCGGCGCUUUGGUGAGCGACACGAUCAAGAACAUCGUGACCGGCCUCAUGGUUUUCCCCGUCAAGAUGGUGGUCCCCAUCCUCGACGACCAGGACAUCGUCGGGUUAUCAAACCCAACCCCGACGGGAGUGGUGCAGCUCACGAUCGUGGGGUGCGACAAGCUGCGCGCGGCCGACAUCGGCGGCAAGUCCGAUCCGUACGUGUGCGUGAAGCUGGGCCGUGACCAGGAGAUGAAGACCGACGUGAAGAACCGGACCCUCAACCCCCGGUUCGACGAGACGUUCGAUCUACUCGUUUACGAGCGCUCGGUGGAGGUGAUGAACUUCAGCGUGUUCGACAGGGAUAACGGGCCCGGGGACGACGACGAACUCGGCGGCUGCGAGCUGCCGCUGUCCGUGCUCAUGGCGGACGUCGAGAGCGCCCACAACAUCCCGCUCUCCAACACAUCAACCGGGAGUCUCCUCCUCAAGGCCAUGUUCGUGCCCCUGUCAAGCGGAAAGACGCGGACGGCCCCCAUCGACGAGGACGUUAUCGUUAACGUUGCCUCCGACGACAUCACGGACGACAUCGUGGCGGCCGACUCCUACAAGAACCUAUCGGCGGACGGCCAGCCGGUCAAGGCCGCCGCCGCGGCUCACAAGGCGGGCCCCGCGGUGGACCCCAGCACCCUCGCGCCGCACGCCGUUACCCCGUCCGACACGAGCAUGGGCGUCGUCACCGUAAUGGGGAUGGAAGUAACGGGGGUCAAGCCAGGGGAACGGUACGUGUCCGUCAUCUGCGGCAACCACAAGCGCAAGACUGCCGUGGUGGAGGGCAUGGCGGAGUUCGCCUGCCCUGAGGUGUUCAACUUCCUCAUCCGGGGGGCCAAGUCGGCCGUGGUGGAAUUCCUCCUCAAGGAGAAGGAGAUGAUCGGCAACGACAAGUGCCUCGGGUCUUUCAAGAUUAACGUGGCCGAAGUCAUGGCCAACGACGACAAGCUGGACGGGGAGUGGGAGUUUGCCGGAGAAAAGGCGAAGGGGGCCAUGAAGCUGCGCUUACAGUGGUCCGGCAGAGCCGGCGAGAAUCCCUAAGUAGCUUCAUUCGCGUAACGGCAGCCCUCGGAACGGCCAACGGCUUGUCUAAAGUUCUUCCUGUACACCCGGCUGACCGACCGGCCUAUCGAAACAGCUUUGGGCGUGUAUUCGUUCGGGGACAUGGGUGUCGUGAUUGUACCCCCUACAACCUCUCUCCUCUAUAAUAGUGAGGAAGGAAUGAGGAUGGAUGCAACAAACCAACUCCCACUACAGAGCAGGCUUGAUGAUGGCCUGCUGCCGCGGCCGCAGUCUGUUGUGGGAUACGUAAAAGAAGAGUUGUGUGAUAGGUAGUAUUAUAGAACAACUGCGCGGAAACGGGUGGACGGACCCUACCUGUUGGUUGUACCCGAUUCUGUAGAUUAGGAAGGAGGGUUGGCACUUUGUUUUUGCGGUAAUAGUACAGGAGAAGAUUUGAUGUUGUGCCUUUUCUUGCAUGCGGUGCAUUAGAGGUGUGUGCGUGUCGUUUUAUUGUCCGUGGUACGCACCAGCCGAGGAUACGGACCGCGUUUUCGCGCAAUUCUACGUCUGUCUGUGUGAUACGUACGUACGUUCAACAAUCGCGCGAAUAUCGUCGCGCUUGAGCUUGCUCUUGUUGUACCAUGCGCGUGUGUACGUAGUACUGCGGAAGAGUGGGGGUUCCUUUCACGUUUGUGUAUACUAAUAAUCGACCCUUUCCUCAGCGUUAUGAGAAGACAGAUGUCAUCGCGCCUCUUGCAGUGGAUUUCUCGCGGGCAAGAGAACGGGUGUACCGACGUUGCCGCGCUUCAUGGGCAGCCUUUAAGGCUCAUUGCAGCAAUGCUCUUCAUUCUGGCAGUCUGCCAGUACAGUAGGUUGUUGUUAAGAUGCCAUUUACCUUGCAUUUUAAUCCCUCGUGUUUUCUUGGUUGAAAGGUUGUGACGGUUUCACGAUAAGCGUUUGUUUGUCUUUUGUUGCCUGCUGCUGCAUGGAAUGCAUUGAACACCUCAUUCCCCAAAGGAGGCCCUGGUUCAUACAAGCCUUGUGGGCUCUGCGCGGGGUAUCAAGUGGUGGUGCGCACAGCAGUGCCGUUUAGACUAACAGCAGUGCACGUUUGUGCGCGUGCAUGUCGUGAGCGGUUGCGGUAGUACAGCAGGUUGGCCGUUUCUUCGUGUUUUGUUGCCGGGCGUGUGCAGUCUUUUACGGUGCGAAUCCUUGGAAGAUGGAAAAUUCGGCAGGGUGGGCGAAGCAAACAGCCGUUGAUGACGGUUGUUCUUCGCGGGGGGUCAUGCACGGCAGGGUGUGUGUGCGUGUGUGCCUCGCGCUAGGGCAGCUUUGUGCGAAGGAUUCAGAGAUGUUGCGUGUGCGUGAGCGCGCGUUCGUUGU